AUGGCGUUGGUUCCUCACGGCGGUGGCAUGGGCGGAUCGGCGUCGAUGGCGAUGCCGAUGCUCACGGUGGACAACUACACCGUCUGGGCGAUCAAGGCACAGGCCAUCCUCGACGUGCACACCGUGUGGGAGGCGGUGGCGCCGGGCGAUGCGGCGGUGAACGCGCGGAAGGACAAGACGGCGCGCGCAUUGCUCCUCGGGGCGUUGCCGGAGGAUGUGCUGCUGCAGGUGUCGACGAAGCUCAGCGCUAGGGAGGUAUGGAACUCCCUGAAGGUGAGGUUCGUCGGCGCCGAUCGGGUGCGCGUGGCGAGGCUGGCGACGUUGCGCGGCGAAUUUGACCGCCUGAAGAUGGCGGACGGCGAGGAGCUCGACGUGUACGGCGGGAGGCUCGCGGCGAUGGCGGCGAGGUACGCCAACCUCGGGGAGACGCUGGGCGACGCAACACUUGUCAAGAAGUUGCUGGACACGGUACCGGAUCGCCUCUUCCCUAUCGUCGCCGGCAUCGAGCAGUUCCACGACGUGACGAUGAUGGCGUUCGACGAGGCACUCGGGCGACUACGCGCGUUCGACGAGCGGGUUCGAUGCCGUGGACAAGACAUCGGCGAGCGGACGGACAGCUCCUGUACACUGCAGCGCAGUGGCGGGCGCGGGAGCGGCGUCAAGGUGGAGCUCGGGACGACGACGAUGGCAAGAGCGUGGCAUCGAGUAGCGGGGGGAACCGGCGCGGCCGCUGCUACAAGUGCGGCGAGCGCGGCCACUUCAAGCGCGAAUGCCCGGAGCUGCGGAAGGCGCCGGCGGCGUAGCGAGCACUGCUGGCAGACGCCGGAGUCGAGGACGACAGGCUCCUGUGAUUCGCGGCUUAGGGGGGUGAGUGUUGCGUGA
Aegilops tauschii subsp. strangulata is the source of this 882-nucleotide messenger RNA. Lineage: Eukaryota; Viridiplantae; Streptophyta; Magnoliopsida; Poales; Poaceae. The record is from RefSeq and is a predicted model, not a curated record.